UUCUCUCCUGUAGCGGCUUUCAUUGAAGAAACUGAUUCCACAAUGUUCGAAUAUGAGCUAAAGGUCGAUCUGGGGGAGCAGUAUGUAGACAAUCCUAUGUUGUCCACUGUCAUUUUCUUAGUCGAAGAUAGACGGUUCUAUGCUCACAGAAUUUUCCUGCUCGGUUCUUCAGAUACCUUCCGUGCAACAUUUGAUGGUGCAAGAACAACAAAUGCAGAAGGGAAACACAUAUAUAAUCAGUGUUAUUCCAGCCAAAACCUUUAUUCUCACAACAUCAGGAAGCAAGGAAGGAAGAGAUGAGACGCACCGCAUCGACGGAGGAGCUGUCAGCAUCCAUUUCGGGGCGGAGCUUGGCAUAAAGUUGGGGGUUGCGGUAGACGGAGCGGGGGCAACAAAUUCAUAGCCUUGGAUGCAUGAGUUUUUUUCUCUUUUGGUUAUGAAGGUUGAAUGGGUUAAUAGACAGAUAAGGAAGAUGUUAAUUUUGGACUUAAAUCCUAAUGGAGUUCACCACGAGGGUUUAAAUCCGAAUUUUUUCACCACGGGGGCUAUCUUCCGAUUACCCUCUCACCACACGGGGACCAUUAAUCCAUUUUCGCCUAAACAAAUUGAUGAAAUUUUUUGAAGCUCCUAUUGUUUCCCUCCACAAUUGUGAAAAGGAAACAACACCGCCAUAUGUGCCACGAUGUAUAACCAUACUUAAAAAGUUAUUUCAAACACACUACUGUUUAUAUCUGCACAACUAAUAGAGCCAUUAAAAGAAAAAAGUCCAUUAAAAGAAAAAAGCAACUAUCUUAUUUGAUCCCCACUAACCUAGCAAGCCAAGUACAUUUUAGACCAUAGAACAUAGAAGCGGCAGUCAUAUAGAUUGAAAUAUAGAUAUUUUUGGACUAAUAUCUAAGUUCUUUUUUUUUAAAUCAAAUACGAUUUCUUAUUCGAAUUGCCAUAUUCCACAUGUAUCUGACAACAGAUAAGUUACAAUAGAAUGAUAGCUAUCAUGCAAACCAUUUGAUCAUACAUAUUUAUAGAAUUAGUCAAUUGUGUGCAUGUAAGUGAAUGAUAUCGUAUUUGAUCUUAGGUGCAAAAUUAUACUGUACUGGAAGAAGUGUAUUGUCUGCAAUUUUGUUAAGAUAAAUAAAAUAGUUUAAUAUUGGAACAAUGCUUUUAGACCAUGAACAUUUAAUGUGGAGAAAUUGGAAGUUGAAAUCAGUGGAAAACGACAUGGGAUAGAGAACAAAAUUCAAACAAUGUUGUGAUCAAAGUUGGAACUCCGUUGAGAGUUCAACAAAAAGAUCAGUUGAAAAUGCACUAACAGACCAACUUAAAAGAAAAUAUAGUGUCAAAUGAUUGUGCUAGGAAUAGAAAGAAGCAAACUUUAUAGGGAAAGUGAAAAUUGAAUCCUUUAGCCAUCACAUUGACAUGCUUGGAAUGAACAGCAUGCAUAAACAUGUUUACAAAACAAAUGGAGAGUAAUAUCACCAAAAUUAUCUCCCUGUUAUUUUGUAUUGUGAUAAGAUUUAUGCUAAACAGUGUUUUCACCAAAAUUUAAUAAUAAAGACUACAGUAACAUGAGAGAGAGGGUUGACUUCUACCCCAAAAUCAUAAAAUUAGAAAG
Messenger RNA from Pyrus x bretschneideri (Chinese white pear), 1612 nucleotides. RefSeq names its product ARM REPEAT PROTEIN INTERACTING WITH ABF2-like. Gene Ontology annotation, molecular function: protein binding. The record is from RefSeq and is a predicted model, not a curated record. The transcript has 5 exons. Lineage: Eukaryota; Viridiplantae; Streptophyta; Magnoliopsida; Rosales; Rosaceae. Bases 43 to 300 code for a protein of 85 amino acids.